UUUAGAACAGGCAGAGCUGUGAGCUGGGUGGGGCUAGAGUAUAGUUCAUGAGGAAGAGGAGGCUCCUACCCAAACAGCUUUGUUCUACAGAUUCUCACAGAGAUUCCUGGGCCAGCUGGGACUGGAGUGAGAGAGGGGUAGGAGAGAGGUCAGCUUCAGAAGGGGAGAUUUCUCAGACUCUCAGAGAAAACCAGCAGGAAGUCUGUGAGACCCUAAGAACUGCAGGCCCUCAGCUGACCUUCUCCCCUCCGAGGAUGACAAGGGCAUUAUUCAUCUCCUUGUUCAGCUGCCUUGCUGCCAUAAACCAGGCCAGCCUCAUCAACCGCUGCGACUUGGCCAAGGUGCUGCACCAGGAAGAUUUGGAUGGGUUUGAGGGCUACUCCGUGAGUGACUGGCUGUGCCUAGCUUUUGUGGAAAGCCAUUUCAAUAUAUCAAAGGUAAAUGAAUAUGCAGAUGGCAGCUCUGACUAUGGCAUCUUCCAGAUCAACAGCCAUUACUGGUGCAAUGAUUACCAGAGUCACUCGGAAAACACUUGCCACAUGACAUGUCAAGAACUGCUGAGUCCCAAUCUUCUCGCAACCAUCAAGUGUGCAAAAAAGAUUGUGUCCCGAGCAGGGGGGAUGAAGAACUGGGCAGAAUGGUCGAUACACUGUGCCGGCCGGCCACUCUCCUACUGGGUAACAGGAUGUCACAUGGGAUGAGGCAGGGUGCAGGCCUGCUGUGGAGUCAUCCUAAAACUCCUCUCCUCCCAUGGGGAUUCUUCCUCUUGCCUCCACUUCAUGUUAUUUUCUUCCCUUCCCAUUUACAAAUAAAACUGACCAGAGCCCCAGGAAUAAAUGGUUUUCUAGGGCUUACUCCUUGUUCCCAUCCAGGCCCAGGCCCCUGGUUCCUGAUUGUCAUUUGUAAACCAAGAGGACCACAAUGAAGAUGCUUCUGUAUUUUGGGAAUUAAAACAUUCUUUGUGC
This is a messenger RNA of Eptesicus fuscus (big brown bat), 965 nucleotides long. It is a transcript of the gene LYZL6, whose product is annotated as lysozyme like 6. Gene Ontology annotation, biological process: fusion of sperm to egg plasma membrane involved in single fertilization. The coding region runs from base 48 to 701 and encodes 217 amino acids. The record is from RefSeq and is a predicted model, not a curated record. Lineage: Eukaryota; Metazoa; Chordata; Mammalia; Chiroptera; Vespertilionidae. Gene Ontology annotation, molecular function: lysozyme activity. Gene Ontology annotation, cellular component: sperm flagellum; acrosomal vesicle. The transcript is spliced from 5 exons.